This is a messenger RNA of Meriones unguiculatus (Mongolian gerbil), 6098 nucleotides long. RefSeq names its product sprouty related EVH1 domain containing 1 (gene Spred1). Lineage: Eukaryota; Metazoa; Chordata; Mammalia; Rodentia; Muridae. Gene Ontology annotation, molecular function: protein kinase binding. The record is from RefSeq and is a predicted model, not a curated record. Bases 415 to 1686 code for a protein of 423 amino acids. The transcript is spliced from 7 exons. Gene Ontology annotation, biological process: multicellular organism development; negative regulation of MAPK cascade. Gene Ontology annotation, cellular component: membrane.
UAAAAAGAGGGCUGAGGAUGGAUGAAACAGUAACCUUUAGCCAACUUUUGUUUUCCUUGGCGGUUUUUUUCUGAGUCUUGAUAUUUCACAAGGGAGCAAACAGCAUUAGUUUGUUUGUUUACUGAUGAGACACAGAGCUGAUUGCUUUGCCUCUGAACCUCUGUAAUAUGGGCUGUUUGUCCACCAGUACAUAUCAAAGGAAAGGAUAGUUUGACUUGUAAUUACUGAUUAACUUCAGAUCAUCUCAUUCUUGCAUUUUCCCUGCCUUACGUAAAUUUAGCUAAUCCCGAAGUAUAAAGAAACCAGUAUGAGCAAGAUGGAGUAUUGGUGGUGGAUCUCUGAGUUUGUGGCCAGUCUGGUCUACUUAUUGGGACCCUGUCUCCAAAAAAUUAUGCACGAGUGCGAGCUGUGGUGAUGACCAGAGAUGACUCAAGUGGUGGAUGGCUGCCCCUCGGAGGGAGCGGACUGAGCAGCGUCACUGUUUUCAGAGUCCCUCAUCAGGAAGAGAAUGGCUGUGCGGACUUUUUUAUCCGUGGAGAGAGACUCAGGGACAAAAUGGUGGUUUUGGAAUGUAUGCUUAAAAAAGACCUCAUCUAUAAUAAGGUCACUCCCACGUUUCACCACUGGAAGAUUGACGACAAGAAGUUUGGCCUUACCUUUCAGAGUCCUGCGGAUGCCAGGGCUUUUGAUCGAGGCAUUCGAAGAGCUAUAGAGGAUAUUUCUCAAGGGUGCCCAGCAUCAAAAAAUGAGGCUGAAGGAGGAGAAGAUGAUUUACAAACAACGGAGGAGGACACUUCCCGUUCCCUAGUGAAAGAUCACCUUUUCCAGCAAGAGACGGUUGUUACCAGUGAGCCUUACAGAAGCUCCGACAUGAGACCGUUACCUUUUGAAGAUCUGAAUGCCAGAAGAGUCUACUUGCAAAGCCAAGUCAGCCAGAUACCAUUCAGUCAGCAAGGCCUAGACAUUCAGAGCCGAAGUAUGGAAUAUGUUCAGCGGCAAAUAUCCAAGGAAUGUGGGAGCCUGAAGUCCCAAAAUAGGGUCCCCUUGAAGUCAAUCAGACAUGUCAGCUUUCAAGAUGAGGAUGAGAUUGUCAGAAUAAAUCCUCGAGAUAUCUUGAUACGUCGGUAUGCAGACUACAGACAUCCAGACAUGUGGAAAAAUGACUUGGAGAGAGAGGAUACUGACUCCAGUGUUCCAUUUUCUAAACAAGACUGUAAAAAAUCAGACUAUCUCUACCACUGUGGAGAUGAGACUAAGUUAAGUUCCCUGAAAGACUCUGUGGUAUUUAAGACACAGCCUCCCUCAUUAAAAUUUAAGUCAAAACGAAGAAAAGAGGAUGGGGAACGUUCUCGCUGCGUGUACUGCCAGGAAAGGUUUAAUCAUGAAGAAAAUGGCAGGGGAAAAUGCCAGGAUGCCCCAGAUCCUGUCAAAAGAUGCAUAUAUCAAGUUAGUUGCAUGCUCUGUGCCGAGAGCAUGCUGUAUCAUUGUAUGUCAGACUCAGAGGGAGACUUCUCUGACCCUUGCUCAUGUGACACUAGCGAUGACAAGUUCUGCCUAAGGUGGUUAGCCCUGGUAGCUCUGUCCUUCAUUGUACCAUGUAUGUGCUGCUACGUCCCUUUGAGAAUGUGCCAUCGCUGUGGUGAGGCGUGCGGGUGCUGCGGUGGGAAGCAUAAGGCUGCUGGGUGAAGCCGUGCAGGGCUGGCAUGAGCUUAAAAUCUUCAUCUCCAGGAGUUAGCUAACUUGGAUUUGCAGAAGCUGUGGGCAAGCAGUAUGGAAUCUUGCCUGGUAUCACUGGGGCCACGCGUGGAGGAAGCAGAACUCGUCAGUUGUUGAGAUUUACAGAUGCUAGCCAUGCCUGAUGUCUUCCCUGAGUGCAUGGCAUGUUCUGCGACAGAUCAUAGAGCAUUUACAGAGGGAAGUCAUUUCUGGUUAUUGACUACAAAAGGUCAACAUAGAAUAUGAUCCAACUAAAAGGGAUUAAUUUUGGCAUUUUUAUAUUUAUGCACUAGGUGAUGGGACUUUUUAAAGAUUUGAAUUCUUUAGGACAUUAACUAAAAAGUGCACUAAAGGACAGUGAUUUCAGUACAGAAAAGUUAAUACUUGGGAAACUAAAAGAGAUAAAACAAGUGCAACUAAAUCAUUAGUUGUUUUUUUGAAAGCAGUUUUAUGUAUAAAUAACAAAUGUUUAUAUUUAACUAAAUGUAAGGUACGAACUAUGACAUAUUAAACUUUUCUUGCCCUUCUAGUUCUAAGGUAGAUGUGCACAUAUCUACCGCCACAUUCCAUAUAUUUUGAGUAUUUAACUCAUCUAGUUAAUAACAUUUGUAUCCAUGUGAAAGAUUUGGUAAGUUCAUCCUCAUUUCUCUUUGGCUGCAGUUUAUAUUGAGUUAUAUCUGUACAUUCUGGAAAUCUAAAAAUCCUUAAAAUACUCUAUAAUAGCCUUGAGUGACCAACCUUUUUUUUUUUUUUAAAGCACAGAUGUAAUUGUCUAAUGUUCUGAUGGAAACGUAACACUUAUUUUUAUAUGAAGAGACUGAGUAAACAUAGAAGAAAGAGAGGGGGUUUAGUUGUUUUGUUUUGUGGUAUUCAACCAGCAAGUUGUUUUCUUUCAGAGUUUCCUCCUUCAAAAAAACUUAACUGCAUUUAUAAACGUUUUACAAGGCAGAAGCGUUAACUGGAUAGUUAGUGUGGGACAGUUUCCUCUUGAGAUCUCGGUUUCCCAUUCUGCUAAGCCAGAAUGUGCACAGCUGUCUCACUGAUUUCUCUGAGCUUAAUCCUCCGUGCUUGUUACUCACAUAACAAUAUAACACUUCUCAGUUGCAUUUUAUGUCCUUUCAGCUAGCCAGGAGCAAAGUUACUUUACGUGAAAACGUAUGCAGAACUCUCCCAGGAAAGUAUUUAAUCUGCCAUUGUGAAUGGAAGAUCUUGUGUACCACAUUCCUGUCACAAAGCAUUUGCAUUAUGAGGUGUUUGAUUUACAAAGUGGCAUGAUAUGUUCCAACAAACAGUUUUAAAGUCCUUUGGGGUCAAAUUGCCUUUUUUUUAAAAAAUGUUACAGUAAAACUAACAUGUGAGGGAUUCUUUCAAAAAUACUUCUUUAGGGAGGAAAGUUAAGCAGUGUGCCGGGUUUUUGUUGUUGUUUGUUUGUUUAUUUUUCUAAACGGCUUAAAGUUUCUGAUGUGAUAGAAAAUGAAAAUCACACUACCAUUUGAAAUUCAUUCUACAGGUUUUCAGUGUCAUUUCUGUAGCGUUCAUUCUGUGUGUCACACUUAAGCUUGUGUUAGCUUUCUUCUUUUGCCCCAGGUCAAACUGAACAAUGUAUAUAUAUAACACUAUCUGUCUGUAAAAUACUUUUUUUUUUAAGAAAGCAUUUAUAUUUAUAUGACAGCUUGAACUGACAACAUUAUGUAUAUAGAUCAUCUUGAAGUAUUAUUUCACAUUGAAAAGAAGAAAAAUAUAUUGAUAACUAUAGAUGUUAUGAAGAAGAGGCUAUUUCUAGUUUUGUACUAAAAAUCAAUUGGAUGAACUAAAUCCAAAACCGGACACUGUAGCAGCAAUUUUAAGUCUUAUUUUUACUGUUUCUAUAUUUGGAGGCUGCUACACAGAUGAUCUUCACCCCUGACGUUCUCAGAUAAACUUGGUUUCCUAGAGCAGACUGUUAACUUUCAAAAUUCCUUUUUAUUGUUGAAAUAGAAAUACUGGUUUUCCUUGUGAAUGAUUAUUCAUAUUUGUAAGUUCUGGGUUUAUAAUUCAGGUUGGAGCAAGGUGUGAAUAACUGAAGAAAAUAACUUGCUGGCUACAUAGGAAAUGCCGUGGAAAUGAACUGUGUAUAUACUUCUGGGAGGAACAAGUUUAAUCAUUCUUUUCUGUUAAGCACUAGUCACUACAGUGCAUCUCCUGGUUCUGUACUGUAUUUUAUACGCAGUAUAUAUGCUUUAAUAUUUUAAUGUUUGUGCAUUAAUAUUUUCAGUUUGUUUAACCACUUUGCUGCUAAGAUUUUGCCAUCCCAUUCCCAUUUUUUCCUUUACAACUUUAAACAUUUCUCUUCAUUAAAAACUAUGGUAAUGAAAUUAUUUUUAUUUUCUUUUUAUUUUUUUUUUCUCCACCUUGGAUCUUUGUAAUUAGCACACAUGAAUUCAAACCGGUCCAGAGAAGUAUCUGAGGGUGUAAUGUUAUCGAGUCCCUUUGUGAAUCAUGUGGACAGUUUAAUCUGAUCCCCAAGUGUGUGCAGGUGGAUUCAGGAAAGAUUUCUUGUUCACUGUAUAGAUCUGGUACUGCCAUGAUGGGUUUUCUUUAAACCUUCUCUUUUGUCUAAAGUUUAAGCAGAUGGCUCAACAAAACUGGUAAAGUAAAAGUAAAUACUGAAAACGAAAUCAUUUGAAUGCACCACCAAAAAGAAUUCUCUGCCUGAUGGGCUUGUUUGCUCAGAAUCUCUAGUUCUCAAGUGGCCCUCUUGGCUUAAGGGGAAGAAGCAGCCUUUGCUUUCUUGAGCAGGAAUGCGUGUGGAGUUCCAGUGCCACCUGCUGGAUGAUUUUAGACCCGCGCUGAGAGAUGAAGAGGGUGUCUGCCAUUAACAGUUGAGGAAGGGCUGUCCAGGGGUGGCCACUGCCCACCAGAGAAACCAGUAAGGAACAGCUCAAAGGAAUGUAAAGAAAUCUUUCCUCAAAUGCAGUUUUUGAUUGCUGAAAGAUUUUUAAGCACUUUUUUCCUUACUUAUUCUGUUUUAAAAUAUUUAUUGAAACUCGGAACUGGCAGUCAAACUUACAUAAGUACUGAAGCAUUUGUGCAACCAGUUCCUUUAACUCAGAAGCCAUUACCAAAAUGGUAUUCCUGUCUUCUUCCCAGUGCUAGUCAGGGAGAAUUUUUUAAAAAAAAUAAACAUAAUUUUCUGUAUUUUAUCAUGACAACUCCAGAGAGUGUGUGUUCCUGAGUAGAUGUUGAUGAUGAGGCAGGGCUUUAAAAUUUAAAGGGAAAAACUUGAAACUACCUAUUUUCAUUGGUUAUUCAGCAGUGCCUAAAAUGAGCUUCUGAAAUAAUACAAAUGCACUUUGAUGUGUAUAGUGCCAUCUAAUUCUUUGGGCGAGUCUUGCUUUUCCUCUCCCUUAACUGAGUGGCACACAGGUGUUUCUUACUGCCACGUCAGUCUUCAGAUUGCAGAAAACAUGCACUUUCCUUUAAAUGGGCAAUGUGGGGAACUGUAUGGCUCUUUCUUGUGUUGACAUCGAACGUCUGAUCAUAUUUGCAAUAUGUAACUCGGAUUAAUGUGUUUUAAAGUAAUUUUAACUGUAAUCCAACAGUGCAUUGAGCAAGUGUAACCUUUUUCUAAAAAAAAUAACUCGGGAGAUCUUGAGUUAACCGAUAAAACCAAUUCAUCACUAAAUGUUGCUCUUACUCUUGAUUUUACUUCCAGAAUUACAUUUCUGAAUAUUACAGGAAACACUAGAAAGUUGUUAUAAAUUAUAAUGGAGCCAUGGGUGUUUUAUGGUGAGUCAAACUAAAAAAAAAAAAGUUUAAAACAUGCUCACACAGACAAGCAGAGGUGAUUUAUACAACCCAAAAUAUAGGCAGGGAGGGAAGGAGAAUUACAAGGGGGCUUUACAGUGCCGGUUGCCCAGCAGCUGGGCAACUAGAAACCUUUCAGUUGCUUUGAUGCAGUAAUGUUAUCCAUUGUUACCCCAAAAGCUAAAAUUGCAAAGGUUGUUAAUUUGUUGAAAAAUUUCAAGAGUAAUCUAGUCGAAAGCCUUUGUAUUGAAGAUGCGCAAGUUUUUGUGUGAACAUUUACAGUGUGUAGUCCGUUUUGCUUUCUGUUCUCCUGACCUCAGAAGUGCCUCACUUGUGUAUUACCCCACUAGGAUCCUGACUGCAUUCUUCCUAGUGAGCAUUGGAAGCCUGCUCAACUCCUCUGCUCAUGCGUCUCCCCACAUAGAGUGAACUAACUUGAGAGUUGUGAGUAUACAGUGUAAAUAUGCAGAUAUGAGUUUGUAACUGCUUUUGUUCCACCAUGCCAUGUAAUUGGAUGCACCAGAGGGUAGACAGUUUGUUUCAGAGAUUGCCCCUCCCCUGGAAUUACCUGAUUAAACCAAUCAUGAAAUUUAAAA